Lentinula edodes (shiitake mushroom) is the source of this 669-nucleotide messenger RNA. RefSeq lists its product as uncharacterized. Lineage: Eukaryota; Fungi; Basidiomycota; Agaricomycetes; Agaricales; Omphalotaceae. Bases 1 to 669 code for a protein of 222 amino acids. The transcript has 4 exons. The record is from RefSeq and is a predicted model, not a curated record. Gene Ontology annotation, molecular function: DNA binding.
AUGGCAUUCCAUGGAGACUCAGUCCGGUCACUGCAGCUAUCAGAUCUUGGGGUAGAAGAUAUGCCGCUUCCAGCUAUAGCGCCAGGUGUUACUGUCAAGAUCCUCACUGUGAUCCACGAUAAUGCCAAACAUAACAAAGAAGGCCAACCAGAAACUCAUGCAGCCUUGCGACACCUCUAUCCAGAGAUGUGUUGCAUUGGUAGUUUGGCAUUUUAUUUCUUUGAUUUCGACGACCCUGAUGCCGGUGAACUUGGGAGGCGCAAGUGGUGGCAGUACCUAGUUUCUUUUGGCAAUAAAGGCCCUGACACACAGAUGUCAUAUGAUAGCCAGUGUCUCCGUACAAAUGUGUUGUAUGCUAUGAAUGACAUUCAUGUAUCUUCGGUGACACAUGGUGGUCAACACUAUGUUCCGAAAACAGCUGGUGACAAUCGUGCUUCUUUGGAAGGGCAUAAGGCAUUGGGAAAAUGGAAAGAGGGACGUGGUGCAUUUGAGAAUGCAUAUGACCAUCAGCAUCCUCUGGAUGGCAUGUUAGGAGUGGCUAUGUUUGAUGCGCAGCGUCCAGAUAGUUAUACCUGUGCUAGGAACUGCCUCCAGCCUCCACCAACCCUUCUGGUGUCACUUUUUCCCUGGGUCGAAGAGGAGCAGCAGGCUCUUGCAGAGCGUCAUUGA